Linum trigynum is the source of this 2652-nucleotide messenger RNA. The record is from the annotation of a GenBank genome assembly. Lineage: Eukaryota; Viridiplantae; Streptophyta; Magnoliopsida; Malpighiales; Linaceae.
CUCAAGAAUUAACGUUUAUCCCUUUUAGACUCAUUCUUUAAAAUAUAAAGAGUGGGUAUGGCCCAAACUUGCAACUAAUGUUUCAUUACUUGUCGUCUACCGCAAUUCCUCCUGCAAAAUGGCUUCUACAAGUGGAAAGCUCCUCAACCCACCCCAGCGUUACUGGUCGCCCCGAUCCAGCUAUACCUUAUCUGUCUGUGUUGCACGGAUCAACCAUGCUUUGCCCCUCUGCUCCUCUGACCACUCAGCUGUGCUUCUCCACCUUACCUCCUCUCUCGCACGAUUUUACCCCAAAAUCCACAUUAGCACGCCACCGCUUCAAUCAUCUCCCGUCUCCUCACCACUUCGGAUUGCUUCUCAAUAUUGCGAACUCACCAAUCCUACUCAAACACUUCAUCGCCCAUGCUUCUGGAUCGCCCAAGAAGGAGGAAUGAAGGAGGAGAACGAAAAUCCACCCAACUCUCUCUCUCUCUCUCUCUCUCUCUCUCUCGGUGUCUCGAAGGAGGAGGUGAAAAAGAAGGUUGCCCUAAUAAGAGAAGUGGUGAAGCUGCCAAUGAUACACCAGAUUUCCAAGGCCAUUGGAGUUAAAACACCGAGGGGAUUGCUCUACAGUUUGUCGGGUAGAAGAAAUGGUGGUGCAGGUCGAAUCCAAAAGUGGAGCAGGGAAGAAAAGAAUGUCGUCCAUAAGUCUGCACCUCUUGAUGGCUGAAAUUGUGAUGUAGGUCGAUUCCAAUAGCGACAGAUUGAUCCACCCCACUGAAGUCAAGAUCCUCUGCCGCAACAUGGUCGUUGGAGGAGAGGCGAACGGAAGAGCAUCGCCAUCGGAUAUGGAGGUAGAGGAUAUCAAUAACUGUGGAGGAGUAAACUAAAAGACGUGUUCGAUGUUCUCACAUUUCUGUUUUUCACCCUACCGCUGCGGAACCAACUUUUAUGAUAGAGAUGUAGCUUCGUUCUUUAUCAUCGCUAAUGUGAGUAUGAUGAUUGAUGAACUCUUACUUUCCUCUAUCUGCAUCCUUUCUUUUUAAUUAGGAGUUUCAUGAUUUCCUUUGGGUCUGGGACAAGAGGCGCAUAAGCAAUUUUUUGUGUUCGUUUUGAUCUUCUGGUGUUGUCCACGACAAGGGGUAUGAAAAGAAGUUCGGGACUAUUUCGGGUUUGGUUGGCAGUUGUGACGGAUACAAAGGCUCGAUCAGGAGCUAAGCUUCAAAUGGAGUAGUAAUAGCAGGUUCACACAUGGCUAUCUUUGUCUCUGUCUUUCCAGUUUUACUGUGGCCAAAAAAAAUUGUCAGUUUUAUUUCUCCAGAUCUCUCUCAUUCUUAUUGUUAUUUUCCUUGAAUAUCUUCUGGCAGCUUGGGAGCAGCGGCAUCGGCGACAAAAGCCACCACGGAGGACAAGGCCUUCCUCGCUGCAUUUACAACUGGGUCCCUCUGUAUAUCUUCCCAAUUAUAUCUCUGCUGCUCUUUAUUUGUUUUGUUUACAUGGACGUUCAUGGUUACUCAUAACUGUUUCCCCUUAUUUAGUUAUAAUUUUGUAAUUAGUGACAAUAGAUGAAUCAAGUCUUGGAUUAGUCUCUUAAUUUCCAUAGAUUAUUUCCAGGUUAGGUAAGCUUCCAGGUUGGGUGGUGUUCGUAUGCUCCAUUAUUAUCCCAUAGAACAGGUCUUUUAGACAAGCGAGCCCAUUUCUCUCUUCUUUCUGAAGUCUGCAACAUACAGAAGUGUUUGUUAUACCUAAUCAUAUCUACUAUUACAAGGUUUUCUUAUAAAUGUACAAUAGAAGUUAUGAGACUUGGCCUUUCAUGAUUUAGUUUGUUUCCCAAGUCAUGGCUCCUGCUAUUUCUGAAAACGCAGGGUCCAAUGAAAUUAAAUGAAUUUGUGUAUCAAGAGCAUCACAAAUUCAUGGUCUGCAUUGCUGCAGGUUUGUACUCUGUUUGACCAACAAUGAUGGAGGUUGUUUGUCGAUCCCCCUAUGCAUCUACGGAGACCUGCAAGAGCAGCUAAUUGUGCACUGCAACUUGACAGUGUGAACUUAUAAUUCAGUUUUAUGCACUUCAACUUCGCAAUUAGAACUUCACAAUCUGAUUCAGUUCGUUUCACACUUGCAGAGCAAUUAAAACUGACGUCGGAGUGCCUGAAAUGGGUUUCUCCCAAGCAGCUCAAAAGAGGUCAUAGUGCUACUUUUCAAGAAGAAGAUGCGCAAGUUCCUUCACGUCCAUGGCAAACUGUUGUCCUGUUCCCACAGGUUGAAGCUGAGACCGGAUGUGGUCAGAUGAAGCAGAACAUGUAUGAGAACAAUCGAAUUGCUUACAAGGUGAAAGAGAAAGCAUAUCAAAUGCAGUUGGCCUAUAUGGUGGACAAGUCCAGGCUGAAUACCACCCUCGACGAGAGUGAUGGUGUGAAUUUAACUGAAAGGCAAGUUUUUCCGAAGCCGAGGGACUUUGAGUGGCAAUUGCUCAUGUACACUGAUGUUAAUGCACCAUUAGGAGAGACUGACGUUGACUGAAACGGCAUGGAUAAGGCUAAAUGUGCAAAUGAAGUCAACGGGGACGAGAUCGAUGGGGCAAUUUUCCAAGACAUGUUGCUAAUUCUAGGUCGCUGAUCUUGGCCUUCUUCCCCUCUUACAGUUAACGACGUGUUUUUCCCACAGAACAGAAGUAUG